AUGGUGAUUCAAGUUCACAUUUUGAACCCUGAUCAGGCCCAGGCGGCGCGACCAAGUUUUGGGGAAUUACUCCUUGGAAGGAGUAGUCAGCAAGGUUUAGGAGUUGAAGGAANUAUUUUCAACCCUGAUCAGGCCCAGGUGGCGCGACCAAGUUUUGGGGAAUUACUCCUUGGAAGGAGUAGUCAGCAAGGUUUAGAAGUUGAAGGAACAUGCGGAAGGUUUCUAAGAUGGGGUGCAAUGGUUCCAAUCAACCUCUGCCCUUCGAGAUUGAAA
Messenger RNA from Ilex paraguariensis (yerba mate), 273 nucleotides. NCBI's taxonomy places the organism in Eukaryota, Viridiplantae, Streptophyta, Magnoliopsida, Aquifoliales, Aquifoliaceae. The record is from the annotation of a GenBank genome assembly.